Daucus carota subsp. sativus is the source of this 2742-nucleotide messenger RNA. RefSeq lists its product as uncharacterized. Bases 124 to 2292 code for a protein of 722 amino acids. The record is from RefSeq and is a predicted model, not a curated record. Gene Ontology annotation, molecular function: flavin adenine dinucleotide binding. The transcript has 13 exons. Lineage: Eukaryota; Viridiplantae; Streptophyta; Magnoliopsida; Apiales; Apiaceae. Gene Ontology annotation, biological process: tRNA methylation; tRNA wobble uridine modification.
AAAGACCAAACAAGUAGUACAGGACACCCAUAGUGACACUACCCAUAACCCAUGUACCCAUUCAUGCAUAGAUAGAUAAUACAUGUGAAAAAACUGACGAAAAAUCGAACUGGGUAAGAAAAGAUGCCCACAAUUCCAGCACAGCUCAACUGUUUUACCCGCCUCAUAGCCUCCCCUCCUUAUCGUUCUUCACAGUUUAAGACAUUUCGAAAUUGCUUUCGUUAUUUUGUCAACAGACCUUGCUCUCAUCAUCUACUCCAGCACCGCCGGCAGCUUUUGUGUCGCCGCCAUUCUUCGUUCUACCGGCGAUUCUGCGUCUCCUCCAUCCACAACUCAACUCCAGGUGAAGAGAGGUAUGAUGUCAUCGUGGUUGGAGGGGGCCAUGCAGGCUGUGAAGCUGCUAUCGCAUCUGCACAGCUGGGUGCAAAAACUUUGCUUUUAACGCUAAACAUUGAUCGGAUUGCAUGGCAGCCAUGCAAUCCAGCUGUGGGUGGACCCGCAAAGUCACAGUUAGUACAUGAAGUGGAUGCACUUGGUGGUGUGAUUGGGAAGAUUGCUGAUAGGUGUUAUCUACAAAAGAGAAUUCUUAACAUCUCAAGAGGUCCUGCUGUGUGGGCAUUGCGAGCUCAAACUGACAAGAGGGAAUAUGCUACAGAGAUGAGAAAGAUAGUUGAGAGCACUCCAAACCUUUCCAUCAGAGAAGCAAUGGUUACAGAUAUAUUGUUAGGGAACAAUGACAACAUAAAAGGUGUAAGGACAUUCUUUGGGAUGGAUUUUUUUGCUCCUUCCGUAGUUCUUACCACUGGAACUUUUAUGAGCGGUAAAAUUUGGGUCGGCAGAACUUCUAUGCCUGCAGGUAGAGCUGGUGAGUCAGCUUCACAUGGGCUCACCGAGAACUUACAGCGACUUGGAUUUGAAACUGAUCGGUUAAAAACUGGAACUCCAGCACGUGUGGACCAGCGUAGUGUCGAUUUUUCUGGAUUAGAACCUCAGCAUGGUGAUGACGAGGUGAGCUGGUUUAGUUUUGAUCCCGACUUCCAUAUCCAGAGAGAGCAAUUGUGCUGCUAUCUGACGCGUACCACAAAGAGCACCCAUCAGCUAAUUAAGGACAAUCUGCAUGAGACCCCCACUUAUGGAGGUUGGGUGGAGGCUAAGGGACCCAGAUACUGCCCUUCCAUUGAAGAUAAGGUUGUCCGUUUCAAAGAUAAAGAAUCUCACCAGAUUUUUCUUGAGCCAGAGGGCCGGGAUGUACCUGAACUAUAUGUACAGGGAUUCUCCACUGGAUUACCGGAACGACUUCAGUUGCCACUUCUUAGGACUCUGCCUGGACUUGAAAACUGUUCAAUGCUAAGGCCUGCAUAUGCUGUUGAAUAUGAUUUUUUGCCUGCUUACCAGUGUUCUAGGUCUCUUAUGACAAAGAAAAUCGAAGGCCUUUUCUUCUCUGGCCAGUUAAAUGGAACAACAGGUUAUGAAGAAGCUGCUUCACAGGGCAUUAUUUCUGGAAUUAAUGCUGCCAGACAUUCAGAUGGUAAGCCCCUUGUCGUUCUCGAGAGGGAGAGCAGUUACAUUGGUACAUUGAUUGAUGAUUUGGUUACUAAAGAUCUCCGAGAGCCUUACCGCAUGUUAACAAGCCGAUCAGAACAUAGACUGCUUCUUCGGUCUGAUAAUGCUGAUAGUCGUCUCACACCUUUAGGACGUGAAAUUGGUUUGAUUGAUGAUAGACGCUGGAAACUUUACCAGGAUAAGCAAGCACGAAUUUCAGAGGAAAAGAAGAGAUUGAAGACUGUCAAGAUUACAGGAGGAGAUCUGUCCGCUGAUGUUACAGAAUUGUCUGGCCAGCCAGUGAAAGGUUCUUCAACUUUGGAGAAUCUGCUUAAAAAGCCUCACAUACAUUAUAAAGUUCUUGAUAAGCAUGGUUUUGGGAAUGAGCACUUGUCCAAAAUGGAGAAAGAUUGUGUGGAGAUUGAUAUCAAGUAUGAGGGCUUCAUUAAUCGGCAGAAGAGCCAACUUCUACAGAUGGUUCAUCGGCAACAUAUACCUCUUCCACAGGAUUUGAAUUACCAUGACAUGACAACUUUGUGUAUUGAAGCGCGUGAGAAGCUCUCCAAGGUUAGACCUCAAACCAUUGGUCAAGCAAGUAGAGUGGGUGGAGUGAGCCCUGCUGAUAUAACUGCUUUGCUCAUCAUCCUGGAAACCGACCGAAGGAAAGUGCAGCAACAGAAGCGGCACCAAAUAGUAGAACAAAUUAAAAGAGAUGCAGAUCAAAAUGUAUCCAAAGUCCCUUCAUCCUGAAUUAUCUUAUAUCUAUGCUGCCUGCCAACUGGGUUGAUGCAAAUCUUUUAUACCCUUAAAGCAUGCGAUGCAUGAUCUGGUCUUGCAUACCAGAAUUUCAGCCAAGGCAAGGAAACAGAAAAAUCAUAUUGUUCAACAUGUAAACCUUUGACAUAGCAACUCGAAGCAUCUGAAAUCUGUAUGUUGAGUUUCAGAUGAUUUCCAUUAUCAUUCCGAAUUGCUGAGAGCCACUCGUGAAUCAUGUUCGUCGCUUUUGAUCCUGGGAAUGAAGCACUGGAUAGUCAUACUACACGAGUAGAGCCUACUGCAGACCAAUUUUUUGUAUUGUUCAUUCCUUCUCUUGUAUAUCCAAUAUCUUCUGAAAUACGACAUACAAAUUCAAUUGUUUAUAAGAUAUAAUAAUUUUCUGGUAUCGUCAAUAUAAAUUCCAACAUUUUUUGGUAUAGUAAA